GUCAGUCUGUCAACUGAGAUGGUCGUCAAUUAUGCGUAUAUGGCCGAGACGAUCAGUCGUAGUCAGAAGGUUACGAGUACGAGUUCUGGGACGUUGACGCGGACGCGGACGGUCAAGGUUGCUAAUGUGGCUGAUGAGGAGGAAGCGGAGUAAGUGUUUUCCAUGUUUCCCGUUUUUUCUUUUCUGUGUGUAUUGGGGCUGACUUCCUGCGCCUAGCUACAGCAGCACCACAGUCGUGACCUCGACGUCGACCGUCACAGCCUUCAGCGGCACGACGACGCAAACCGAGCCCGGCGACGACAGCACCGACAGCACCGACAGCAGCAGCAGCACGGCGCGCAGCUCGCGGCCUACGCUGUCACGCCACACGCCCUCCGCCCCCACCGGCGCCACGCUCCCCGCAUCAAUCUUCACAAUCCUUCCGUACCCCAUGCAGCAGCAGCAGCAGUCGGCCCCCGCGGCCGCGGCCCCGGCCAUCAACGACAACGCGCCCCUGGCCCCCGAACCACUGACGCUGUUCCCGACGGACCGCAUGCAGGCCAACCUGCUCGUGUCGACGCUGCCCCUCUCGCCCGCUUCGCCCACAGACAUAGACACAGACACAGAUGCAGACGCAGCGCCGCGCCCCACGCGCUGGGCCUACCUCCCGCAGCUGCAGCCGGCGGGCUCCUCCUCAUCCUCACUGCUCACCGUCGGCGACGCGGCAUCCUACCUCCCUGCCUCGGUGCUCGGGGGAGCGGAAAAGACGCCCGCGCCCCCCAAACACGAGAAGGGCCGGACGACGGCGCUGGAGCCGGCGCCCACGCUGGUAAGGGAGCUGGAGAGCACUGAGACGGCUGAGGGCGUGAAGACGGGGACGGCGGCGACGACGACGACGAUGACGGCCGAAGAAGAGGAGGAGGAGGAGGAGGAGGAGAAGAAGACCUCCUCAAGCAAGGAGGCGGCGUCGACUUCUUCUUCUUCUGCCACAGAGACAGGCAAGCCAGCCAAGUCGGCGACAGCUACCGAGGCAGCGGCAUCAUCGCCCUCGUCAGCACCGUUGGAGGCGGCGGAGUCAACGGCCGAGUCAACGGCCGAGGCGGCGGUGAUGGUGGCUACGACUUCGGAAGCUGCGUCCGAGACUGCUGCUGCGGCUCCAACGCCGUCGGAGGUGCUCGCGGAGUCGACGGCCGAGGCGCUCGAGCUGUCGCCUACCCCGACCGCGCUGUCGGAGUCGGAGGCCGAGGCAUCGCUGGCGGUGGACGCGUUGGGGCUGAGGCCGCAGCAGCGGUGGUGGGCGAAUGGGAUGCUGGUUGUGAGGUAGGUGGGUGGGUAUGAGGAGGGCUUUGUGUGGAUGGUGACGACUUAUUCUUCUUCGCUUGCCUUGCCUUGCCUUGUCUUGUCUUGUUGUUGGCUUGUGGUGUUAUUUUGUCUUAUUGCUGGCUGAGGAAGUUGAAGUUGCGGAGUUGGAAGCCGGAGAAAAGCAUCUUCGAAGGCUUUGUUUUUGGCUUCGGUGUAUGUACUGUAGUACUUUUUUGUCUUUGUCUUUCUAGUCUUGUUUGUCCGGCUUGAAUGCAGUUACGUUCUCAUGUGGUGUAGUAUGGUAAUGGCAGGGUACUGCUUUUUGGUAUCAAAUAGAGAAGGGGUAUUAAGCUCUGGCGAAGCGAUCGAGAGGUCAGAUAGCUUGCGCGGUGCAUCGCGGAUUAACUUGCUUUAGGUUCGAAAAAGAGCGGUGCAAUGGCAAGCUGCCGGAUGGAAGAGAUAGAGUGUG
Molecule: messenger RNA, 1750 nt
Organism: Aplosporella prunicola CBS 121167
Lineage: Eukaryota; Fungi; Ascomycota; Dothideomycetes; Botryosphaeriales; Aplosporellaceae
Exons: 1
Coding region: 431-1303 (290 amino acids)
Source: RefSeq, a predicted model, not a curated record